UGUUCCUAUCGACUGAUGAGACCGAAAUCUUGAGGAUGACGUCAAAUGGACCUCUUCCCUUUCCCAGGGCAUUCUUUCAUCUUUUAUUUAUUAUAUCAGAGUUACACCAUGUCGUGCAACAUCAUUGUUUCUUCAUAUCGCUGGCUCAUUUAAAAACAAUAUGGCCGGCUUUGAUCUUUUAAAUUUCUUCUAAAUUUUCUUGAAUUUUUUAACCGUUUUCAGUUUGUUGAGGCUUGAAUUUUUCAACAUUCAAAUAUGCCAAAGAAGAAAACAGGUGCUCGUAAAAAGGCCGAGAAGCAGCGCGAGAGGCAAAAAGAAAUCAAGAGCUCAAAGCAAUUUAGAAAUAUCGUUGAGUUACCUUUCAAUCUUCAAAUGGUUGGAAUGUGACAAAUGCAAGAUGAGACAAAAAAAUAGAGCAUUCUGUUACUUUUGCUCUGCCAUUCAGAAAAUCCCAAUUUGUGCAGAAUGUGGUAAAUCAAAAUGUAUGUCAAAAACUGGGGAUUGUAUAGUGAAACAUCCCAACUCACAUGCAGUGGGCAUGGCUAUGAUAGGUGCAGUUUGUGAUUUCUGUGAGGCAUUUGUAUGUCAUUCAAAGAAAUGUUUGACAACUCAUGCAUGUCAAUGCAUUGCUCGAGAUGGUGACUGUAUUGAAUGCCAACGUGGUAUAUGGGAUCAUGGUGGUCGCCUGUUUAGAUGUUCAUUUUGCAACAAUUUUCUGUGUGAAGAUGACCAGUUUGAGCAUCAAGCUAAAUGUCAGGUGUUGGAAUCUGAAAAUUUAAAAUGUUGUUCUUGCAACAAGUUGGGACAAUAUUCAUGUCUUCGUUGUAAGCUGUGUUUCUGUGAUGAUCACGUGCGUCGUAAAGGAGUGAAAUACAAACGUGGCGAAGAUAUACCUUGUCCGAAGUGUGGUUACGUUACUAGCGAAACGAAAGAUCUCAGCAUGUCGACUCGGCGCUUGGACUAUGGUCGACAUACAGUUGACAUAGAUGAUGAUGACGAUAAUGGUGUCUUCUCGUCUGGUUACUAUGGUAAUGGUGCUAGUUCUUAUCUCUAUGACGACGGCGACGACGAUGAACAAUAUGAAAAUGAAGAGGCAGAUAUAGAGGAGGUAAAGGACGAUGACAGUCCAUUUAAAACUGACCUCUUGACUGCUGCCAUCAAUAAAGCCGAAGCCGAGAACGGCAGACGAUAAAAGUUUUAAAAUUGAAAACUUUAAUGUUGCAGUUGACGCUUUUGAGAGCACGAUCAUUUCAGUUAGUUGUUUUUUUAAUUUUAAAAACGAUUGAUUUGGUACGGUCUGUGCAAUGAAGCGUCGCUCGAAACUAAGGAGAAUCACGGAAACAUUGUCGUCAUUGUUUCCAUUAGUAAAUCUAUUGGUAAUAUAAAUGUCCUCUGGUAAUUGAUAUGGACAAAUCAAUGUUCUCCUUCUAGUAUCGCAUACAUGUAACGGCAAUGGUUCAACGAGAUAUGCGGUAUUUCUGAAAUAGAAUUCAUUUCAGUUCAA
This is a messenger RNA of Xenia sp. Carnegie-2017, 1504 nucleotides long. Its product is annotated as zinc finger protein 330 homolog. Gene Ontology annotation, molecular function: zinc ion binding. The coding region runs from base 398 to 1192 and encodes 264 amino acids. Gene Ontology annotation, cellular component: nucleus. The record is from RefSeq and is a predicted model, not a curated record. NCBI's taxonomy places the organism in Eukaryota, Metazoa, Cnidaria, Anthozoa, Malacalcyonacea, Xeniidae. The transcript is spliced from 9 exons.